Paramecium pentaurelia is the source of this 1162-nucleotide messenger RNA. The record is from the annotation of a GenBank genome assembly. Lineage: Eukaryota; Ciliophora; Oligohymenophorea; Peniculida; Parameciidae.
AUGGGUAAUUGUAAUGUAAUUGAUAAAAAAGAAGAAUUUUAAGAAGCAAGUAUUUUUAAUCUUUUAAAAUAGUGUAAUCAAUAAGAAAUUACGAAAUCUUAGAUAUACUUGGCAAAGGUGGAUUUGGUAAGGUCUUCAAAGUAAAACGAAAAAAAAAUAAUCAACUUUAUGCUAUGAAAAUAUUAUCUAAAGCAAAGUAUUGUUUUAAAAUACUUUAGAAUAAUUGAAAAAAAGAGUAUAACAUCAGUAUUAAAUGAAAUGAGUUUAUUAAAAUAAUUGCAUCAUCCUUUUAUUGUGAAUAUGCAUUCAGCAUUUUAAGAUAGAGAGAAUUUAUAUUUAGUGCUUGAUCUCCUUUCUGGAGGUGAUUUGAGAUAUCAUCUUUGUAAAAACAAAAGGUUUUCUGAGGAAGAAUCAUGUAAAAUAUUUGACAAUACUUUAAGAGUUUUUUGCUGCUUGUAUAAUCAUAAGUUUAGAGUAUCUCCAUUAACAUGGUAUAAUCCAUCGAGAUCUUAAGCCAGAAAACUUGGUUUUUGAUGAAUAGGGUUAUCUUAGAUUAACAGAUAUGGGAAUUGCACGAGUUUGGAGACCAGAAAAUUCUUCAGAUACAAGUGGAACUCCAGGAUAUAUGGCACCUGAAGUUAUGUGCAAAUAAAAUCAUGGUAUUGCAGUUGAUUUUUUUGCUUUGGGAGUUAUUAUUUAUGAAUGUAUGCUUGGAAAAAGACCUUAUGUUGGGAAAUCUAGACAAGAGAUUAGAGAUUAAAUCCUAUCUAAACAAAUUUAGAUUAAAAGAUCAUAAUUACCUGUUGCUUGGUCAAUCGAAGCUGGUGAUUUUAUAAAUUAAGUAUAUUUUUAAUUGCACUUUUUAGCUUAUCUAAAGAAAACCUGAAAAUAGAUUAGGAUCAAAUAAUCCUUCAGAUGUUAAAAAACAUCCAUGGUUCAGUUCUUUUGAUUGGGAAUCAUUACUUAAAAAAAAAUAUGAUCCACCAUAUUAUCCUAAGAAAUUUAAGGGUUAUGAAGGAAUUACUGAGGAUACGAUAGAUGAUAAAAAUGAGAAAAAUUUCGUAUUGCUCCGAAAUAAAACUCUUUGUGGUAUUGUAAAUAAUAUAAAUAAGAAUAAUUCAACGAGUAUUGUUAUAAUCCAGAAGCUUGUAUUAAAAAAUGA